AUGGCUCAUGACUCAGUAAUUCUGGGCCCCACCAUUUGCCUUCUGCACCUGUUGCUAUUGGCUCAGCUGUUUGUCUGCUCUGUAUGUCGCCCCACCUACAACUCCUCCCUCUGCCCAACGUUUGGAUCAUUGAAGCAUCAGGUGGCCAUGAUCAAAAGAGAUUGCAAAGGACUUCACGGUUUGAACAAGGACCUGUCAGCCUUUGAGGGUAUGGAACACAGACUGCACGGUCUUCCCAGCAUAGAAUACACUGCCAGCCACAUCGGCUCACUGACGAUCAACAGGUCUUUAUCCGAGAUGUAUGUUGGCUAUCAAGCCUUCGAAGUACACGUGGACUGGCUGUCAACAGUCAGACACAACGCUAGUCUGAGCAUCCAGUCAGCACAGAUGAUCAAAGGUCACCUCCUGAAGCUGGUCCCACUCCUCAAUGCGUCUCUUCAUCAGGUCAGUGAGCAGGUCACGCCGACGAUGACGUCGCCCUCCUUCCCUGCCAUCUCCACACCUUUUGAUGCACUCCAGUUUUCAGUUGAGCUCUCAGAAGAGUUAAAAAUGUUUUGCCUUUGGUCAGAAAGAGUUUUACACCAACUCCAGAGUCGAUCGCGCUGUCCCAAAUAA
Molecule: messenger RNA, 615 nt
Organism: Thalassophryne amazonica
Lineage: Eukaryota; Metazoa; Chordata; Actinopteri; Batrachoidiformes; Batrachoididae
Exons: 5
Coding region: 1-615 (204 amino acids)
Biological process (GO): positive regulation of MAPK cascade; positive regulation of cell population proliferation
Cellular component (GO): cytoplasm
Molecular function (GO): growth factor activity; cytokine activity
Source: RefSeq, a predicted model, not a curated record